GAAGAGCACUGUAUCUCGUCUGUAUGUGGCAGCCAUGGCCAUUAGCUAGCAAGCUACUUUCAAAAAAACAGAUUCAUUUUGGAACGUAGCGUGAGAAGAAGAGACCCCCAUUACGGCGGUGGAUUUCACUUUAAGGUGACACCAUGCUCCUGGAGCCUGCAGCAGCUGAAGAUCGACGUGUUUGACUGACAAGCUGCCGUCAUGGGAACAACAAUGAGUGAGCCGUGUAUCUACGACAAGCUGUCUGAGAGCAUCGACAUCCUCCGCCAGUCGGGCUACCGCUACGGCAUGUCGGAGAGGGAGAUAGAGAGGUUCAUCAAGCAGGUCCUAGAGACCAAUGAACCCAGGAGAGAGCCUCCCCAGUUCCCCAUCCUGAGGGCCACCAUAAAGUUUGUGGUGGCAGUGGGCUUCCUGCUGGUGGCAGUGCUGGCCUUCACAUACCCCCAGAGUGCCCCCCAGCUGGGUCUGGUCAACCUGGGCUGUUACAACUGGUCGUCCCCCCUCAGCCACGUCCGCCUGCUGUCCCUGCCCAUCGCCAAGAAGUACAACCUGCAAGGUUUCCAUGAAUGGUGGAGUGCCGGCUCUCUCAGGCAGAAUCUGGUCAACUGCUCGGGCUGUGCAGAGAUCUCCUCUGUGCUGGAAGUCCCGGAGAGCCUCAGAGGGACUGUGACUCUGCGACGGGGGCCCCAGCUUGUCCUGCUGAAGGGUGGGGAGUCCCUCAGUGUCCAGCGGCAGCAGCUUGAGGAGCUCUACUUGGCCCAUUCAGGCUCCAUGUCCAUUCUGCUGGAGGAGGACGACGGUCUGCAGAACCACAACCUCGGCCUCCCACAAGGACCCGCCAACUUCACUCUGCUCUGGAGGUUCAGCUCUGGGACCAGGGAGAAGGUGCUGAGGUGGCUCUUCCCGAAGGCGGAGCUCUGCCCCCUGCUGGACAGUGCUGGGACCAUCGUGCAGCGCUGCCUGGUCACCCACAGCACAAACUCCCAGAGCAAGGGUGUCGGUGUGUUUGGCUGGCUGGUGGUGGGCGAGGGGCUUCCAACGGUUCGAGUUCUGCCCGUCCAACGCUGUCAGAAACACUGCAGCUCCUUCAACCUGUGGCUGACACCUGGAGACAUGGUUUACGCUGACCCUCGGUACUGGCAGACGGAGCUGUUCCCCGGCCGAGGCCAGAACAUCAUCUGUGAUGGAUCGGCCUUUUAACCUUCAGGUGGAGCGAAGCCAAGGAGGACAGAGUUCAGGACUGGGGUGCGAGGCGCAGAUCGGCCGUGAAUGUUUGACUUGCUGCUGAGGUGUUUUCGGAGCUCGUCUGCCUUUCUGCGGCCCCGCCCACUGAUGCCUUAUAACCCUCCGGUCUUUUUUCUGAUGCCCCGCCCAUCUGAUAGACCUAGUGUCCUCAGAGAACGGGAAACCACUGCACAGAGGAUUGAGAAGUGACUUUUGACUUUGUCCUGGUGUGUAACAGCACAGCAUCAUCGGUCUAUAAAGUCUCUGCAGCUGUGCUCGUGCCAUAGCUUCAAUCAGAUCUUUAGCAUUAAAAAAAAAAGAUAAAUGAAAUCAUCGGGUUUGUUUCUCUGUCAGAAAGUAGUGAAACACUGUUGAGUGCAUUGGCAUCAUCCUGUUCCAGGCCUCAUUGCCCACAUCUCAUAAUCAGAGAUUAUUAUAUUGAUGGCUGUUUCUUUGGUUACUCGUCAGUCAGAGCUGCGCAGUUGGCAUUAAGAAUACAGACUUUAGUGUGGAUGAAAUGUUUGCAGGUUGAUGUGAGUCGACUUAAAGGAAUAACAAAUCGCUACAUUUCUUCAGUCCGCUGUAAGUAAACUGCUUCUAGAAACCGCACCUUUCCUGCCAACUGGACAGAUCAGUCACUGCUGAUUGGUUAGAGCAAAAUAAACCCCGCCCCAAACAGAACACAAAUAAGUUUAUUAACGCUGGGACCCACCGCUCACUUCUUGCCUCCAGAGAGUUGCCUGAUCCUCACUUCUUUCUGCAGUGCAUUCUGGGAGCUUUCUAGGAAUUUCAGGACUUGGUGGACUGGUGUUGGUACUUGCUGGACGUUUACUACCUCCUGAAGUUGCGAGACACACCUGCAGCUUCACCUUCUGCUCCUCAUCUGGGCCCUUCCUCCAUGUUAAAGGGCCAGUUCACCAAAGUUACACGAAACAUAGUUUUCUUAGUUAUCAUAUCUAGAACUAACUUUAAUUGCAUUUUUUUGUAACAGAAAUUGUCAUCAUUUCCUGUAAAUUAAUCUGUUUAGUCAAGUAGAUUUUAUUUAUAUAGCCCAAUAUCACAAAUCACUAUUUGCCUCAAGGGGCUUUACAGUCUGCUGCACAGACUGUAAAGCCCCUUUAGGGCUCAUUUUUAGGGAAAAGACACAGACCUGACAUGUGUGAUCUUACACUGCAGCCCAAUAAUUUACAGAAAGAAUUCAAAAGAAAGUUUAACUGUGACAUUUUGAAUAUGGCUCACACUGACCAGCUGUCAUUCAUUUACUCAACUACUGAUGUAAUAGACUCAAUUAUUGUUCCAUUGUAGUUCAGUGUCUGUGUCUUUGACUGUAAAUUAUUCACACAUGAGCUGAGAAUUUCAUUUUGGUGUUAACAUAACUAACAGCUGUGCACAAGCUGAAGGUCGGAGAAUAAACCUCAAGUAAAUGUUGUGCCGCUCGUUGAGAUUAAUGUUGUCACGAAACCAGAAUUUCUGAACGAGAUGAGAAAUCUCCAAACCCAGACAGAUAAAACCAAAAUGAUCUGAUUGGAGAGAUCACACGAGAGGGGAGAGAGAGAGAGAGAGAAUAUGUAUUUUUGUAAUUUGGGUGAACUGAACCUUUAACAGCCACUUCCUCCUCCAACGUAAUGCACAGCAUCAUCGUUCACUUUCGUCCUUCAUGUCGUCUGUCAGGAUCAGCUUCAGAUAUUCUUUUUAAUUGUGAUUUUACUAAUUUAACAGACAAAGCUGCUUAAUUUCACUGUUGUUAUUUAUUGUAAUGAUUGUAUGUAUAUAUGUGUUCAAGCCAUUCAUUUUAAUAAUGUGUUGUAAUAUUAUUAUGCUCUGAUCAACUGUCUGUUAUGAGUACUGAGUGUGGACAGUUGAACGUCAGCGGAGGAAAUAUUUUGUGCAUAAUCAGGGUUUCAAUGGGUCGUUAAAAAGUCUGAAUAUUAAAUCAGUUUGCCAAAGUUAAUGCCUGUUAAGUCUGAGUUUCUGCCUCGUUUCGUUCAAGCAUCCCAAAAAUCUCCAAACGUCACCAGUUGGGAGCGUUUGAACAGAAUGAGGAGGUGAAUCUUUUAAAGCGUCGCUUCGCAGAGGAAUGUCAUAGAUUUCUGAGAAAAUUAAAGCUUGUCAUGUAUUUGCUUCC
Messenger RNA from Chelmon rostratus (copperband butterflyfish), 3349 nucleotides. It is a transcript of the gene c2h6orf89, whose product is annotated as chromosome 2 C6orf89 homolog. Gene Ontology annotation, cellular component: Golgi membrane; nucleolus. Lineage: Eukaryota; Metazoa; Chordata; Actinopteri; Chaetodontiformes; Chaetodontidae. The coding region runs from base 202 to 1200 and encodes 332 amino acids. The transcript has 8 exons. The record is from RefSeq and is a predicted model, not a curated record.